Aureobasidium melanogenum CBS 110374 is the source of this 4125-nucleotide messenger RNA. RefSeq lists its product as uncharacterized. The record is from RefSeq and is a predicted model, not a curated record. Gene Ontology annotation, cellular component: nucleus; chromatin. Gene Ontology annotation, biological process: DNA repair; mitotic sister chromatid cohesion; signal transduction. The coding region runs from base 1 to 4125 and encodes 1374 amino acids. The transcript is spliced from 2 exons. Lineage: Eukaryota; Fungi; Ascomycota; Dothideomycetes; Dothideales; Saccotheciaceae.
AUGCCUCGAACGCGCAAUCGCGCCAGUGCUGCGCAGGAGACGGUCGUCGUCGAAGAACCCGUCGUCGAGGAAGCACCCGCUGAACAAGAGCAAGAGGAGGACCACCAAAGCAUCGAGGGUGGCCCGAGGCCGCUGGCCUUUCACGAAUCGCUGAACUGGCGCGCUGGGAAGCCCAUUGCCGUCGCCGAACUACUUCGUCGCCUCAGAACACUUCACACCGAGCUGAGCCAGCUGGACCAAGAAGAUGCACACCGCGACUCUCUCGUACCCGUCGCCCAAGAGCUGGCCCACCGCAAUCUGCUCGAGCAUCGCGACCGUGGUGUCAAGGCCUGGACUGCUCUAUGCAUCGUUGAGAUGUUCAAGUUGCUGGCUCCUGACGCCCCCUUCAAGGCCGCCCAAUUGAACCAGAUCUUCUCUCUCAUCAUCACUCAAGUCCUGCCUGCCCUCGGCAAUCCACAAGAUCCCUACAACGAACAACACCUGUCCAUCAUCCGAUCGCUCGAUGAAGUAAAGAGUAUUGUACUGCUUACAGAUAUUCCUGGUGCCGAUGGUCUACUGUACAAGUUGUUCACAGGUGCCUUUGACAUCUUCGCAGACACGUCCAAGAACGACAAGGCCGAGGAGCUGGGCAAGAAUGUAGAGCACCACGUUACAAGCCUGCUCGUUACUGUUGUGGAUGAGAGUCCCUCACUACCCAACGAUGUGGUCGAUAUCAUACUGGCGCAAUUCCUCCGUCUCGAUCCUACUACCUUCCCUCUCCAGCUUAACAAAUCCGCUCUCGAAUCGUCGCGUCCUUUCCACCUCCAAUUGCCUCCGCCGGCUUACAAUAUGGCCAAAAACAUCUGCAGCUCGUGUCCUGACAAGAUGUCGCGUAUGGUUGCACAUUACUUCAACUCAAUCAUUGCCGACCUCUCGGACGGUAUUGAUGGCUCAAGCUCACGAAAGUCCAUGUCGCGAAAACGAGCUGGCGCUGACGACGAGGACGAGGAGGAAGACGAAAAUGAUCGCGACGCCCCGCCUGCUGGUCCGUCUGCCGAAGAGCUCAAAUCAUUAGAGAAGGCUCACAGGCUGCUUCGCGAGCUUUGGAGAUCUGCCGCACUGGUCAUACAGAACAUUGUCCCACAGAUUGAGUCUGAACUCAGCGCUGAGAACGUGGAUGUAAGAUUGUUGGCCACCGAGACAGUUGGUGAUCUGAUCUCUGGCAUUGGCGCAGCAGGCCCCCCCGCUCCAAUUGCGCUCGAUCCUGCAGCAUACCCCUCGCAAAGCAUAGAUCCACCUUCAGCAUACUCCCGAACGUACAAUUUCCUCACAACACCAGCCGCUCCUCACGCAUUCUCCUCGGUUCACGCCUCUACAUACCAAGGCUUUCUCAAUCGUCGCAAUGACAAAUCACCUCGAGUCCGUUCUGUCUGGGUGACUUGUGCGGGUCGCAUUUUGGCCACUUCUGCCGGCGGUGUUGGCCUCGACCCGAAGGAGGAAAAUGCUCUGCUCAGGUACAUCUCCGAUAUGCUUGUGGACACCGAUGAUCACGUUCGUCUUGCUGCUGUGCAGGCUAUCGGUCGCUGUGACUUCGAGACCAUUGUGCAACGCAUAGGCUCCAGCGGCAGUGUCACCACUCCUGAUUCUGUCUUAUCAAACCUGGCCGACAGAAUCAAGGACCGCAAGCACAACGUUCGCGCAGAGGCCAUGUCUCUACUUGGUCGAAUCUGGGGUGUUGCUGCGGGCGCUAUCAUUGAAGGAAACGAAAGAGUCCGCAUGCUUCUUGGGGCGAUCCCUUCGCGCAUUUUUGAUGCCAUCUACAUCAAUGAUCGCGAGAUCACUGCACUGGUUCAACAAGUUCUUUACGAUUCACUGCUGCCUAUAAGCUUUCCUCCUAUCAAGAACAAGUCCACCUCAAAUGGCGAUUCUCAACGUGUCAAGGAUAGCCAGGUACCGGCUUCGCAAGUUGAGAAGGCACCAAGCCCAGAUGCUAUUCGUGCUGAGCGAAUCUUGGUGCUAGUUCGGGACCUCGAGCAGAAGGCUAAGACAGUGUUCUUCACUUUCCAGGCUAGACAAACCAAGAGGGCGCAAUAUUUGGAGGCAUUCUUAAAACGCUGCGAAGACUAUAACGGAGGCGUCAACGCAAAGAAUGGCAAGGAAGGUAGUGGCUCACUGUCCAAAUUGAUAGAGUUCUUUGCGCGAGAGCGUCCUGAACCUCUUGUAGCCAACGACCACCUCUGGAAGUUUGCUAAAAAGCACGAUAGGAGGUGCUAUCAGCUUAUUCGAUUCGCGAUAAAUCCUGAUAGCGAGUACAAGAAGGUCGUCAAUGCUAUCAAGGAACUGACAAAACGUGUUGAAGAACAAACUGGUCAUACUCCAGCGAUAUUGACGACCAUUCUCCCUAUAAUCUAUCAAGCCAGCGUAUUGGUGUACAGCAAGAGUCAUGUCCCCACAAUAGUCGACAUCUCUCGUACAGAGGACAAGGGUCUUGGUUCAUCUGCACACGAAGUGCUCAGGGAGAUCUCGACCCACAACCCCGAGGUCUUCAAGGCGCAUGUGCGCAGCUUGUGCACUGCACUGCAGGAGCAAGUGCCAUCAAAGGAUAGACCGUCUGAUUCUGGAGUUGUCGAAACAUUGAAAGCGUGCGCAGGCUUUGCGCAGAGAUAUCCCCAAGAGAUUCCUCGUGAGCGUGCCUUCCUGCAAGCUAUGGUCCAAUUUGCUCUCCAUGGAAAGCCACCAAUAGCUGCAAAGCAUGCGGUUUCUGUCAUUGUUGCUGCGGAUGAGAAGAAGGACAUGUACGUCAAAGACAUUGUCACCAAGUGUGUGCAAGGCUUCGAGUACGGGGAAGAAGGCUAUCUCUCCAAACUGGCCGCGCUCAGUCAACUUAUGCUUUUGUCUGCCAAAGAUACAGAGGACGAACAUGAUAACAUCUUGGAGAUCGCAAUCCAGAAGGUGAUCUUGCAGGUACGCACAGAAGCCAAGUCAGACGAUGUGGAAUGGCAAGAGGUUCCGGACGAUGAAUGCGAAGCCAAGAUUUGGGCUCUCAAGAUCUUAGCAAACCGACUCAGAUCUUAUGCUAUGUCUGUGCCCGACAGCGAAAUUGAGUCUGUGGUUACAGAGCUAGCGCUUCCAGUCUUCAAGCUUUUGAACCGGGUUGUUGACAAAGAUGGUGAGCUGUCUAAGACGCAGAGCGAAACUCCCAAGCCCCACAGGGCACGCUUGCGACUGACAGCUGCUAUCUUACUACUCAAACUUUGCAGUGCACACAAACGGUUCGACGCACUGAUGGAGCCCAAGAACUUCAACCGUCUCUUCGUUAUUGCUCAGGAUCCUCUGCCCGAGAUCCGCUCUGCGUUCGCGGACGCCAUCAAGAAGUAUCUCGGCCAAGGUAGACUUCCACAACGCUUCUACACUUUAGUGUUUGUUUAUGCUUUUGAGCCCAAUGCAGCGAUAAAGAACCCGGCGUCAACAUGGCUGAAGGGUCGUGCUGCAGCGUUUGCCAAAUCCAACGAAACUGUCAUGGAGGCCACCUUCGCACGCUUAAUCAGUCUCCUCGCUCAUCACCCGGAUUUCUCAAUGGAGGUGGAUGACCUGCAAGACUUUGUUGACUACAUGAUGUUCUAUCUGAAGACUGUUGCUACGCCAGCAAAUAUCGCUUUGAUCUACCACAUCGCUCAAAGAAUGAAGUCUGUUCGGGACGGCAUUGACGAAAGCAAGAGCGAGAAUCUAUACUGUCUGUCAGACAUUGCGCAGGCUGUCAUCCAUAGAUAUCAGGAACUGCAGGGCUGGUCGAUGUCAGUAUGGUCAGGCAAACCUCGUCUCCCCAGCGGUCUCUUUGCAGCCCUCCCCAAUCAUGCAGUGGCUCAAGAAAUCGCCGAGAAGCAAUACGUACCGGAACAGCUGAUGGACAAAAUUGAAGAUCUGGUCAGAGAUCGUCUGCGCACCAAGAAGCGCAAGUCUGAGAGCACAAACACUCAAGCCAAGAAGCGAGCUAGAGCAAGUGAGGGCAAGUCUUCCAAGCCGACGACGAAAAAAGCCAAGAGCGUCAAGACGCCCAAGAAGAGCAGAGCCUCCAACGCUACGGCUUCUGUGCCCGCGAGCGAGCAACGACGAGGAAAGCGACGUCGAAGACCAAGAGAUGGAUGA